AUGGCCUGGGCAGGGAACCAGACCCUCAUCUCACACUUUAUCCUCUUGGGCCUCUUCAGCCACUCACAGCUGCACAUCUUUCUCUUUUCCAUCAUCAUGGCCAUGUUUCUGGUGGCCCUCUGUGGAAAUGGACUCAUGAUCCUCCUCAUCAGCAUGGACUCCCGCCUGCACAACCCGAUGUACUUCUUCCUCAGCUGGCUUUCUCUCAUGGACCUCAUGCUUAUCUCCACCAUCGUGCCGCGGAUGGCAGCCGACUUCCUCCUGGGCAGUGGCUCCAUUUCCUUCACAGGCUGUGGACUGCAGAUUCUCUCUUUCCUCACCCUGCUGGGGGACGAGUGCUUCCUGCUGGCCUUCAUGGCCUAUGACCGCUACGUGGCCAUCAGCAACCCCCUGAGGUACUUGGCAGUCAUGAAUCCUCGUGCCUGCUGGUUCAUGGUGGCAGGGUCCUGGCUGUUCGGACUGAUGGACGGGCUAAUCCAGGCAGUCUUCACACUACGCUUCCCCUAUUGCGGCUCACAGGAGAUUGACCAUUUCUUCUGCGAGGUCCCAGCAGUACUUAAACUGGCCUGCGCAGACACCUCCCUAUACGAGUCCAUGAUCUAUGUGUGCUGUGUGCUCAUGCUGCUGCUACCUUUCUCUGUCAUCUCUGCCUCUUACUUGAGGAUCCUUGUGACUGUCGUCCGCAUGAGCUCCGCAGAAGGGCGGCAAAAGGCCUUCGCCACCUGCUCCUCACACAUGACUGUGGUCUCACUCUUCUAUGGGGCUGCCAUGGUCACUUACAUGCGGCCCCAGGCCUACCACUCAUCCAAGCAAGACAAGGUGGUCUCUGCCUUCUACACCAUGAUCACCCCCAUGCUUAACCCUCUCAUUUACAGUCUGAGAAACAAGGAAGUGGCUGGGGCACUGAGGAAUCUUCUGGGAAAGUGUUCUUUUGGUGGGAGGUACUAG
Molecule: messenger RNA, 948 nt
Organism: Chinchilla lanigera (long-tailed chinchilla)
Lineage: Eukaryota; Metazoa; Chordata; Mammalia; Rodentia; Chinchillidae
Product: olfactory receptor 56-like
Exons: 1
Coding region: 1-948 (315 amino acids)
Biological process (GO): G protein-coupled receptor signaling pathway
Cellular component (GO): membrane
Molecular function (GO): olfactory receptor activity; G protein-coupled receptor activity
Source: RefSeq, a predicted model, not a curated record